AUGGACUUAUUUGGUGGUGAUCUUUAUGCUAUUAUAAGGAAAGAGGGGAUCUUUAUUCAGGUGGUAGAUUUGUGUUCCUACGAUAAGGAAAGAAGGGGAUCACGAUCCGGCUUUACUUUCAAAUAUGGGCUUAUCGUAGCUGCUGACCAUCCACGAGGCAAUGUUGAUAACCUUAUUAAACUUAGUGAUCGCUUGGUUGUCAUUGUUUCUGGAGAAAUUGCAAAGGGAGGAGGAGGAAUAUUUGUCGAUGAGGCAACCACGAGGGUGGCCAGCACCCUGUCUUCUUCUAAUGUCACUAAGGACUCUGAAGGUUUGCCAAUUGGAGUACUGAUUGCUGGGUGGGACGAAGGGGUUCCUGUUCUGUAUCAUGUGAAUGGGAAGGGGGAAGUGCUUCAAGGGAAUGGUUUUGCCGUUGGGUCUAGUCAUGAUCUUGCUUUUGGCUUUAUGCAGUUAUGUGGUAGUCACGAUAUAUCCAUUGAUGAAGGUGCAGAAGUUGGUAGAAGGGCGAUUUGCAUGGGUGCAAUGGGAGCUAAAGAGUACUGCGGUUUUGCUAGUGCUUACCAUGUUGGAGUUGAUGGGAAGUGGACGAUGGUCGUUGAUAAUGAAGACACGAAAGACUUGUUGGAAAUGAAAUAG
Messenger RNA from Oldenlandia corymbosa var. corymbosa, 636 nucleotides. Lineage: Eukaryota; Viridiplantae; Streptophyta; Magnoliopsida; Gentianales; Rubiaceae. The record is from the annotation of a GenBank genome assembly.